UCUUUUAUAACAUUUACAUUAGGAUAACGCACCUUGUGUCCAAAAGUAUUUGGACACGUGGACAUCACCAUGCGUGCUUGUUGAUCCUGGGGUUUAAACAAACACUAUAAACACUAGUUCUACUGAGCAGUGGAUCUAAUAAACUAUAAGCAAGUAGCUACUGAGGAGCUGUGGACCUUUAAGGCUUAAUUAUAACACUACAUUUGAGCUAAAUGCACGUGCAGUGCUAAUGGGUUGCACUAAAGCCAGACAGAGUGAUUCUGAUAAUAAUUGCUGUUGUAUACGUGCAUGGAGUCAAGUUUGCCCGGUCAAACUAGUAUUUUUUAUUAAUGGUUUUACAGGAAAACCUUGUCAGAAAAUUAGGGUUCAAAAGUGAUGUCAACUGACCUCCAUUUCUCUUAUUAUAAUAUUCCAAUUUUAUACAAUAUUUCUUGGGAAAUGUUUGAAUGAUGGUCUUCCCAACCAAUAAUUCAAUUGAUUUCUAUUUUUUUAACUAACCCGUUUGCACCAUCGAUUUCUAUUAGUGCAUUUGAGCAGGACCACAAUACCCCCUGUCAUUGACAACCUUGUCUGUAAUUCAGAAAUCAAGGGCUAUAAACCUGAAAUGGUGCAUGGUUUAGUUUUAAUAGUCCUAGAAAUCUCUAGUGGUAAAACUGUGUGCAUCAAAAGGAGUCCUUCUAGUAAAGCGCUGAAGGUCAAGUGUCCCCUGAUGUACCUCAUUUUCUCUGCAGUCACUAGAUCUGAAUAACCGUCUAAUAAAUGUGUACGUUAUUUAAGUUUACAUGUACGCUAAAUCAAAAAGGUGUUUCAUGCAUUGGGAUGGUUACUUAGCAUUACAUUGUAGACAUUGUUUACAUCAUAAAUCUCUACUUGGUGAGCACAGGCAUUCAGUUAUGCUCUGAUUUUAUUCAUUCCGUGUGCCAGAACACAGACAUAUAAUGUCCAUAUAAAAAGAUGAACGCAUUGAAUGAGUCAUGAUAGCUGCAUUACAUAUUGAUAACUGUUUGUCUCUUACACCUCUUCGUAAGCCUCUCUUACAUAUUUGCACACACAGCUGUGACUAAAAUAAGCUCUUGGCCUGGCAGCCUCUUAUUUGGCUGCCGGGUGUUGCUAUGGACAGUUACCAUGACAAUGCAUCAGGAAUGGGUCGGAAGAGUACAAGGAGGUCAAAGUGAAAGUAAAACACCAGAAAACCCCAUCAGUGUUUAAAAAGGCAUUAAAUAUUCAUGGUAUGAUACUGAACUCAACAUGAUGGUAUAUGAUAAGAAUGUACAGAACAUUGUGAAAACUUGCCAAAACAGGUUCCUGGAAUUACAGCAUUCUGAAAUCUUCCUGCUAAACAUCAUGAGGAUUGCCUCUAGCUUUUAGUGGUUAUAGCAGUUUCUUUGAUUAGACAAGCUGUUAAUAAAUCAGUAAAUAAUAACCAACAGGGUGCUGAGAUGCUGUCACAUUCCUAAAGACACAAAAACGCAUCUUGUCGUGUUAAUUCUCCACAACAAAGGAACUCCUCCAACUAUUCCAUGUGGGGAAAGCACCUUUGCCUGACACCUACAGGGUUGGGGGUUCGAAUUCCAGCAUGUUCUACCUGUACUUGCAGUUCCUCUUGGUUUCUUAACCUAGUCCAAAGACAUACACCGUAUACUGAUUGGCUACUCUAAAUUGUCCAUAGUAUGUAAAUGGCUGGGUGUGUGUGUGAUUGUGUUCUGCAGUGGGUUGGCACCCCACCCAGGGUGUCCCCUACCUUGUGCACCCAAGUCAACCAGGAUUGGCUACAGUCUCCCUGUGACCCUGUGUAGGACAAGCAAUAGAGAAAAUAUUCGGUUGGAAGUCAUUCAGUCAGCAGAAAGCCACAAGAAGUAAGGCAGAAUAUUCCAGAGGUUUUCAAUGAGUGAGGUCUGCAAUCCCAGAUUACUGUCUGCUCCUCAUCCAUGGGAUUAGAGAAGGCACCAGGGUGUAAACACACACGCACACGCACAUUCUCGUCGCUCUUCACUAUCCAAUUGUCAUUUUAAGCUGAACAUAAGUUAAUGAAUAUAUAUUAAAAAUCUUUUUUUCCCACAACACUUACAAAAAGUCGGAUAAGUGUCACUGACAGGUUGCAAUCUCUUGGAUUUGGAGUCAUGACGCUGUUGAAAUCGGGCUGGAUCUGGCGGCAGUCGUCCGUCCUCAGGCGCUGGAAGCUGAACUGGUGUGACCUCUGGAUAGACGGAAGUCUGAUGUUUUAUAAGACAGAUUCGAGGAAGGACUAUGAGACCAGAGUGAGUCUGAAGAGUACAUGCGUGAACGUGAAAUCUGGCCUGGAGUGUGCAGGCGUGUCUCCACCAGAGAGCCACCCAAGGGAGAAUCUAUUGGUGUUGUUCCUGAAGGACGGCUCCACUGUGUUCCUGUGUGCUAACAGUGAGGAUGAGGCUCUGGCUUGGAAGCUGACAAUCGUGGAAGCAAAGCAAAGUCCUUUCUAUAGUUAUGAUCCCUAUAAUGACACAUACCAGUCUGUUCCGGUUAAUGGACACAACGCCAUGUACAUCACACCAGGUGAUGGCAGUGGAGGUACACAUCAUGUCUGGGUGCACAGGGAGCGCUGUGAUGACUGGAUUGGAGAGCAGAUAGCACUGGGUUUGCUGGCUGGCAUGGCAGUGGGCACAGUGCUGCGCUCGUUCCUCUGGAUCCCUCUCUGGUACUGCUGAUACAGUAGCAGGCUUCAAGAAGCCAGUAAGUUGAGAGGAAGCCAGUAAGUUGAGAGGAAGUAGAGAAAGCACUGGCUCUUAAAGAUAGCUUCUGUAGGCUACCAUAAGUUAGGUAAAAAGGUAUUGUAUGGCUGUGUAAAUAUGUAAAUAAGUGAAGAGGUGUCAUAUAGAAGAGCAGGAUGAUGGAGAAGACCAAAGUGGUGUAUCUAUUUUUUUCUAUUAUCCAUAUGUCGGUUGCUAUUUUGACAGCAGGGUGGAAUAUCUUACAUAUCUGGCCUAGGAACUACACUGAGCUCUAAUGUAAAACUUUUAACUAGUUAUAUAGGAAUUCACCACUAGGGGGCAGACACACUGCAGCAAUGCAAAUAAAUAAACUUCCUGCCUAAACUUGUUUUCUGCUUUAUCUUCACUCGGGUCAAAGCUUGUAUAUCACAUAUUUCUCUCAAAAUACUGUAAAUGUAACAUUUGUAUAGUGUAUUGGUAUUUGUAUUGUAUUAUCAAAUACCAGUAAAAUCUGUUUUCAAAUUUCAA
Tachysurus fulvidraco (yellow catfish) is the source of this 3215-nucleotide messenger RNA. It is a transcript of the gene plekhb1, whose product is annotated as pleckstrin homology domain containing B1. Gene Ontology annotation, cellular component: membrane. The record is from RefSeq and is a predicted model, not a curated record. Lineage: Eukaryota; Metazoa; Chordata; Actinopteri; Siluriformes; Bagridae. Gene Ontology annotation, biological process: regulation of cell differentiation. Bases 2121 to 2684 code for a protein of 187 amino acids. The transcript has 6 exons.